Molecule: messenger RNA, 1537 nt
Organism: Marmota flaviventris (yellow-bellied marmot)
Lineage: Eukaryota; Metazoa; Chordata; Mammalia; Rodentia; Sciuridae
Gene: Srrd
Product: SRR1 domain containing
Cellular component (GO): cytoplasm; nucleus
Source: RefSeq, a predicted model, not a curated record
AUGGCUGCGAAGGGCCAGGCGGCCGGAGGGCACGAGCCCCGGGGGCUUAGGAAGCGAUCGGCAACCGCGCGAGGCUCCCCGACGUGCCCGGCUCCCGCGCUGGGGUCUGGGAAACGGCGGGCAAAGGCGCGGGGGUCGAGCGGGUCCCGCCCGCGGAGUCCCCACGCCCGUCCACCCACCGGGACGGCCAGCCUGCCAGGGGCUCCGGGUUCAGGACUCGGAACCGGAACGUGGCGGCGGCCGGGCGCCCGCGAGUCCCGCCCGGUACCUACGCGCGCCGCGGAAAGGCCCAGGUCACGCGCCUCCCCGCCUCCCGCCUCCCGCCUCCCGCCCCCUCACGCGGGCCGCGAGCCGCCGCGCGCUGGUGACGUCAGGCCGGCGCGCCGCUCGGCGGUGACGUCAGGGCCAAUGGCGGCGGCCGUGGCGCUGGAACCUUGGGUGCAGGCGGCCCCGCGAAGGAGGCGCUCGGCGGCGGCGAGGCGGCCGCGGCGGAGGGAGGCGGAGGUCGGCGGCCGGGAGGCACAGCCCGAGGCGGACAGCGGAGUCGUGCUGCGUCGGCUCCGGGAGGCCCAAGGGGACCUGCUCGUCUCUGACUUCUGGAGCGCAGCCUUGGAAACCAUCAGCCAGUGUCUUACAAAACAGCUGGGACAACUGGAGGCUCCCGUAGGGACCCUUUCAGAUGCCCUUGGAAACCUGCAUCUCACCUCACCCGAUGAGCAGGAUGUGGCCCCUGACCCCAACCCAGGAGAGGCCCUGGUCAGGGGAGUCUGCCACAUCAAGUGUGUGUGCUACGGCAUUGGCAGCUUUGCCACCUGCGUCACAGCGAGAACCCAGCUUGCGUUUCUGCUUCUGUUCUUGGAAAAGUGCCAGAUCCCCAGAAGUCACUGUUGGGUCUAUGACCCUCUGUUCAGCCAGCUUGAAAUCGCUGUUCUUCACUCCCUCGGGGUGACUGUUCUCCCUGAGAACGAGGAAGGAAAGCGGAGUAUUUGUGGCCAGCCCACCGUCUUCUACAUGCCCCACUGCGGGACAGCCUUGUACAACAACCUUUUAUGGAGCAACUGGUCAGUAGAUGCCCUUUCUAAGAUGGUCAUCAUCGGGAACAGUUUCAAGGGCCUGGAGGAGAGGUUGUUGACAAGGAUUCUGCAGAAAAAUUACCCUUAUGUUGCAAAGAUUCUGGAAGGGCUGGAGGAACUCGAGCUGCCUCAGACACCCCAGUACACAGACACCUUUAAUGACACCUCUGUUCACUGGUUCCCUGCACAAAAGCUGGAACAGCUCUCCAGGGAUGUGUGGGCAUUUGGGGAAGAACCAGAGUAUCAGGACUGCGAGGACCUUGAAAUCAUCAGGAAGAUAACGAUAGACCCUGUUGCUGACCUGCACUCACUACAGUGCACCUCACCAGCUGAGGUGCUUUUAGGAUGAUGUAUAGCCUGAGAACUCAGUGUGAAGACCGACACUGGUCAGCCAGGUGCGGUGGCACAUGCCUGUCAUCCCAGCAGCUCAGGAGGCUGAGGCAGGAGGAUUGUGAACUCAAGGC